Equus quagga is the source of this 655-nucleotide messenger RNA. RefSeq names its product trafficking protein particle complex subunit 2 (gene TRAPPC2). Gene Ontology annotation, cellular component: cytoplasm; nucleus; TRAPP complex. The record is from RefSeq and is a predicted model, not a curated record. Lineage: Eukaryota; Metazoa; Chordata; Mammalia; Perissodactyla; Equidae. The coding region runs from base 136 to 558 and encodes 140 amino acids. Gene Ontology annotation, biological process: endoplasmic reticulum to Golgi vesicle-mediated transport. The transcript is spliced from 5 exons.
AGUGCAACCGCAGAGUCUCGCGAGGACUGCUCCGGGUGUCCCGACUGAAGCCGCGGAGCGCGGGACUGUGCAGUGGGAACUGGUGGGGCGUUUCCGUUGUCGGCGUCUGGCUGGAGGAGCUGUAUACUGAAGACAAUGUCUGGAAGCUUCUACUUUGUAAUUGUUGGCCACCAUGAUAAUCCAGUUUUUGAAAUGGAGUUUUUGCCAGCUGGAAAAGCAGAAUCCAAAGACGAUCAUCGUCACCUGAACCAGUUCAUAGCUCACGCUGCUCUCGACCUCGUAGAUGAGAAUAUGUGGCUGUCGAACAACAUGUACUUGAAAACUGUGGACAAGUUCAAUGAGUGGUUUGUUUCAGCAUUUGUUACUGCAGGUCAUAUGAGAUUUAUUAUGCUUCAUGACAUAAGGCAAGAAGAUGGAAUAAAGAACUUCUUUACCGAUGUCUAUGAUUUAUACAUAAAGUUUGCAAUGAAUCCAUUUUAUGAACCCAAUUCUCCCAUUCGAUCAAGCGCAUUUGACAGAAAAGUUCAGUUUCUUGGGAAGAAGCACCUUUUAAGCUGAAUGCAGAAAAAUUCGGAAAUAAACAAUGUCACUGCAAUGGGGUAUACUCAGGAAUGUGUACAUUGUAAGUAACUUGAUUAAAUAGCCUGGAAAAGUU